Molecule: messenger RNA, 1874 nt
Organism: Otolemur garnettii (small-eared galago)
Lineage: Eukaryota; Metazoa; Chordata; Mammalia; Primates; Galagidae
Gene: STXBP1
Product: syntaxin binding protein 1
Exons: 17
Coding region: 69-1664 (531 amino acids)
Biological process (GO): neurotransmitter secretion; vesicle-mediated transport; intracellular protein transport
Cellular component (GO): plasma membrane; secretory granule
Molecular function (GO): syntaxin binding
Source: RefSeq, a predicted model, not a curated record
UGCAUGAUGUGAUAAAGAAGGUCAAGAAGAAGGGGGAGUGGAAGGUGUUGGUGGUGGAUCAGUUAAGCAUGAGGAUGCUCUCUUCCUGCUGCAAGAUGACAGACAUCAUGACCGAGGGCAUAACAAUUGUGGAAGAUAUCAACAAGCGCAGAGAACCACUUCCCAGCCUGGAGGCUGUAUAUCUCAUCACUCCCUCUGAGAAGUCUGUCCACUCUCUUAUCAGUGACUUUAAGGACCCACCGACUGCUAAAUAUCGGGCUGCACAUGUCUUCUUCACUGACUCUUGUCCAGAUGCCCUGUUUAAUGAGCUGGUAAAAUCGCGAGCCGCAAAAGUCAUCAAAACUCUGACGGAAAUCAACAUUGCGUUUCUCCCAUAUGAAUCCCAGGUGUAUUCCUUAGACUCUGCAGACUCUUUCCAAAGUUUCUACAGUCCCCACAAGGCUCAGAUGAAGAAUCCCAUAUUGGAGCGUCUGGCAGAGCAGAUUGCAACUCUGUGCGCCACCCUGAAGGAGUACCCUGCAGUGCGGUACCGGGGGGAAUACAAGGACAAUGCCUUGCUGGCUCAGCUAAUUCAGGACAAGCUUGAUGCCUAUAAAGCUGAUGACCCAACAAUGGGGGAGGGCCCAGACAAGGCGCGCUCUCAGCUCCUGAUCUUGGACCGAGGCUUUGACCCCAGCUCUCCUGUGCUCCAUGAGUUGACUUUUCAGGCUAUGAGUUAUGAUCUGCUGCCUAUUGAAAAUGAUGUAUACAAGUACGAGACGAGCGGCAUUGGAGAGGCGCGCGUGAAGGAGGUGCUCCUGGAUGAGGAUGACGACCUGUGGAUGGCGCUGCGCCACAAGCACAUCGCAGAGGUGUCCCAGGAAGUCACCCGGUCUCUGAAAGAUUUUUCUUCUAGCAAGAGAAUGAAUACUGGAGACAAGACCACCAUGCGAGACCUGUCCCAGAUGCUGAAGAAGAUGCCCCAGUACCAGAAAGAGCUCAGCAAGUAUUCCACCCACUUGCACCUUGCUGAGGACUGUAUGAAGCAUUACCAAGGCACCGUAGACAAGCUCUGCCGCGUGGAGCAGGACCUGGCCAUGGGCACAGAUGCCGAGGGAGAGAAGAUUAAGGACCCCAUGCGAGCCAUCGUCCCCAUUCUGCUGGAUGCCAAUGUCAGCACUUAUGACAAAAUCCGCAUCAUUCUUCUCUACAUCUUUUUAAAGAAUGGUAUCACCGAGGAAAACCUGAACAAGCUGAUCCAGCAUGCCCAGAUCCCCCCAGAGGACAGUGAGAUCAUCACCAACAUGGCUCACCUCGGGGUGCCCAUUGUCACAGAUUCCACACUGCGUCGCCGGAGCAAGCCAGAACGGAAGGAGCGCAUCAGUGAGCAGACCUACCAGCUGUCACGGUGGACCCCCAUCAUUAAGGACAUUAUGGAGGUAGGUCACGCUCGCUAUGGGCACUGGCAUAAGAAUAAGGCCCCAGGGGAGUACCGCAGUGGCCCCCGCCUCAUCAUUUUCAUUCUUGGGGGCGUAAGCCUGAACGAGAUGCGCUGCGCUUACGAGGUGACCCAAGCCAACGGGAAGUGGGAGGUGCUGAUAGGAUCCACGCACAUUCUCACCCCACAGAAACUGCUGGACACUCUGAAGAAAUUGAAUAAAACAGAUGAAGAAAUAAGCAGUUAAAAAAAUAAGCCGCUCCUCCAAACAUGCCCCUCUUCCUGCAGUGCUCUGCAGCUCCCUACCGCCCUGCCCUCAGUUACUUUGCUGACUUUCCCUCUGUUGCCUCCCCUGCCCUGCACGUCCUGGCCAGCACUAUCGCUGCUGCAUUCUCCUGUUUAAUGAUGCCCUCUUCUAGUUUGAAACAAACAAACAAAAAUAAUGCAUUGUGUUUUU